Molecule: messenger RNA, 1723 nt
Organism: Aspergillus alliaceus
Lineage: Eukaryota; Fungi; Ascomycota; Eurotiomycetes; Eurotiales; Aspergillaceae
Product: branched-chain amino acid aminotransferase
Exons: 2
Coding region: 170-1366 (398 amino acids)
Biological process (GO): L-valine biosynthetic process; L-leucine biosynthetic process
Cellular component (GO): mitochondrion
Molecular function (GO): branched-chain-amino-acid:2-oxoglutarate transaminase activity
Source: RefSeq, a predicted model, not a curated record
UAGUAUUCCACCUAUAUGACUUCGUAUCCUAGAUAUGAAGUCAAGCCUCGCUACCUUGGCAUGGGAAACUGAACUAUAAAUAUUCCCUCCCACAACGGAGGCAAUUAUCCAUCCCAUCUUUAUAUUUCUCUGUCCUAAUUCCCAAAUAGCCACCACCACCACCACCAAAAUGGCACCCUCAGUCCUCUCAUCACAAAACACCACCCCAACAAUCACCAAAAAACAACCCCUCCAACCCCUGGAUGCCUCCAAACUAACCUACACCUACACCACUACCCCCCGCAAUGUCCCCUCCGAAGCAACAGCCAACGCUAGCGACGAAACAAUCUGCACUGACCACAUGAUAACCGCAACCUGGACCUCCACGACGGGCUGGUCCACCCCGGAACUAAAACCCUACGGCCCCCUAACCCUCAUGCCAACAGCUUCCUGCCUCCACUACGCCACCGAAUGCUUCGAAGGCCUAAAAGCCUACCGCGGCCAUGACGGCAACCUCCGCAUCUUCCGCCCAGACCGCAACGCCGCCCGCCUGAACCUUUCCGCUGGCCGCAUCUCCCUGCCCCAAGCCGACCCGGACGGGAUCACAAAGCUCAUCCUCGCCCUGCUCGAAGUCGACGGCGCAAAAUGGCUCCCCAGGGACAGACCCGGGAGCUUUCUGUACCUGCGUCCGACGCUCAUCGGCACACAGCCGACGAUCGGGCUUAUGGCGCCUAAGCAAGCGAUGUUGUAUAUUCUGUUGAGCUUCUUUCCGAGGCAGGAUAUGCCGGAGGGUGGGAUGAGGCUAUUGACGUCGCCGGAGGAUACGGUGCGGUCUUGGGUUGGGGGGUUUGGGUUUGCGAAGGUUGGGGCGAAUUAUGGGCCUUCGGUGCUGGCGAGUCAGGACGCUAUGGAGAAAGGGUUUCAUCAGGUUCUUUGGUUGUAUGGUGAGGAAGGGGAAUGUACGGAGGCUGGGGGAAGCAAUUUCUUUGUGGUUUGGCGGCGGAAGGACGGCAAGAAGGAGAUUGUGACUGCGCCGUUGGAUGAUCGGCUUAUUUUGGAUGGUGUUACCCGGCGCAGCUGUUUGGAGCUUGCAAGGGAGAGAUUGGGGGGUGAGUUUGAGGUCACAGAGCGUAAGUAUACGAUUGGUGAGGUAAUUGAGUCUGAGGCUGAGGGUCGGUUGCUGGAGGCCUUUGCGGCUGGGACUGCUUGGUUUAUUACCCCUGUGUCGGCUAUCCGGCAUCGAGAGAAUAAUAUUGCUGUUCCUACGGGGCCGAAUGGUACACCUGGUGAGGUUACUGGGAAGAUCAAGAGCUGGCUUAGCGAUAUCAUGUUUGGCCGGACCGAGCAUGAAUGGGGUGUUGUGGUCUCUGAGAGAGAAAGCAAUUGAAUGAAUUUCUUCUACUAUUCAUGGAAGAUGUUGAUCUAAGUUACUAUCAUGCUUUCUUAUUCUUGUAUUUGAACAGCCGUUCAUAGUUCUACUAAAUAGAGUACACUUUCCAAGGGGAAAGGCAUGGCUAAGUCUGUUGGCAAUUAUCCUGCAAGGGCGGUAUAUCCGUCAUAUGGUCAUAACGCUGCGGCACCAUUCCAUGUUAAAGUAAAAUCAAAGCUUUUCGAGUUUUAUUCCUAGGGAUUUCUCUUGCUUCCAGAUGUGGAUGUAUUUGAAGAAACCCUGCAGCUUUAUACACUGGGAUACAAGUGCCCUAAUGUGUCUACCCCCAACAAGGACAUGAUCAAUAAUAAUAUG